Messenger RNA from Lathyrus sativus (Indian pea), 1347 nucleotides. The record is from the annotation of a GenBank genome assembly. Lineage: Eukaryota; Viridiplantae; Streptophyta; Magnoliopsida; Fabales; Fabaceae.
AUGUCGGGGAACAGUAUUGGUGACAUGGUCAAAUGUUGGGAGGCUAUGAAUGACAACUUAAAGUUACAAUUGGGUAAUAUUAGAGCUUCUUUUCAAAAGAGUUUUUAUGAAGUUGAGCACGCCCACGUAAGUCCAUUUUACAAUAAUUUACGUGGUUCAGUAUCUCGAGAUGCAUUGAGACGCAUUGCUGAAGAGUUAAAACGAGUUGAUUAUGUUGGAACUAACAAGGAAAUAUGUUGUUGUACUCUUAGAACAACCUACGGAUUACCUUGUGCUUGUGAGUUGACAGGAUAUAGAAUUGAUGGUAUACCGAUACCAAUAGAUGUUGUACAUGUUCAUUGGAGAAAACUAAGUAUGGAAGUUAAGUUGGAUGAAGACGUAGAUGAUGGAUCAAAGGUGGAUAUGAGUAGUGCAAUAGAUGAGUUAUGGAAAAGGUUUAAGUCACUGGAUGUUGUUGGUAAAAGGGCAUUAAAAAGUAAGGUUUUUGAACUUGCCUUCCCUACAAUGACUUCUAUGUGUCCACCACCUAAGAAAAUAAAAACUAAAAGGGGAGUCAAGAAGAAAGAUAAAAAACCAGUAGGAUAUGAUGUUUAUAGAGACCUUUUGUAUCACGAGUAUGUUGAUCAAGCAUCUCAAUCUUCACAGAUGCAAUCGCAACCAUCACAAACUUCGAAGAAGUUGAAAUUAUCACAGUCUUCACAAAAGAAAUCCCAACCAUCACAAGCUUCGAAGAAGUUGAAAUUAUCACAGUCAUCUAAGCAGUUCAUCCUUCAGUUUCCUAAUCACAUUCGGUCAUAUAUUGAUGAUGUAGUUAAUGUUGUAUCAGAUGGUAAUUAUGGAUUUAAAGUCAUUGCUUCAUUGCAUGGAUUGGGUGAAGAUGGUUGGUCAAUGAUUCGUCGAGACUUGGGGUUGGAAAUAAUACAUAAUAAAAGAUCAAGUUUUUAUGCCAAUUUAUUUACUGAUCAGUUAGCAGUGGUGAGAGAAUCUUUGAUGAUAGAGGAAGUCGGUCCUCAACCACCACAUAAAUGGUUAACUCUACUAGAUAUGGGUUACAUGAUAGCGAAUCGUUAUAAUGUUGUACUUGUCUGUUUAGAAAUUGAAUGCUGGACUUUCUUCCCUAUGACAACUUCAUUUUCACCGAAUGUAGCAAUUUACUGCAUUGGUUUUGUAAACGGAAAUCAUUGGGUUCAGGUGAACAUGAAAGAAGGGUUUCCAUUGCCACCGGUGACAAUAGAUUGGAAGAAUUUUCGUUCUCUAGUAGCAACAUCUUGGAUGCUAGGAUUUGCACGACGUCUACAACAUUGGCAACAACUUACACCUAUAUUACCAACACAUUAUACAUUAUAA